This is a messenger RNA of Closterium sp. NIES-67, 1776 nucleotides long. The record is from the annotation of a GenBank genome assembly. NCBI's taxonomy places the organism in Eukaryota, Viridiplantae, Streptophyta, Zygnematophyceae, Desmidiales, Closteriaceae.
CUAUGGAUGCAUGGAGGCGGUGUGAGCUUACACCAUAGCCGUAGGCAGCUGUCGCACGGAUGAUGACGUAAGGAAGGAAGGCUGAAUGAACUCCGCGCGAAGGAACCUGUUCCAGGCGUACGGUUUGCUCGUUCCCUCUCUCUGCGUGUGCGGCGUUGUUUACUCCUAGAUGCUCGAAACAUGUUCCCGGCUAUACCAGCGUCGACAUUCUUUUGAAAGAGCUCCGUACGAAAGUAUCCGCGUUAUUGUUUGCUCGUUCCCUCUCUUUGCGUGUGCCCCCGGACGGGCGUGUUCUUCGGAAGCCUGCGUCGAACGCGUGUCAGGCUCUACCAGCGUCGAUAUUCUUCUGUUCGGUUGUUAGGCUUCAGAGGUCAGCGUUCGAGAGUUGGUUGGAAUAGAACGGACGAGUGCGCAGUGACAGUUUCACGUGCCUCGACACGGCUUUAAGUAGCUCCAGGGGGAGCUCGGCUACACGAACCACCACUGUGGUCCAAUCACGGCUCGCAGCCAUGGGGAUUGUCCUGGGUCGGAUUAACGUCGAGACGCCGCAAUUCACGGUAGAGGCGAAGACGGAUAGAUUCGAGAUUCGACGGUACCCGCCGCAGAUGGCGGCCGAAGUGACCUACGACGGCGACCACCAGAACGGCAUCAACAAGGCCUUCUCCGCACUUGCAGGGUACAUCGGCGCCCUCUCAACCCCUCAGAACCGACCAGCAACUGCCAAGCCAGACAACGAAGGAGAGGGGGCUACGAGCGAGGGAGGCACAAGCGAGAGAGUCACAACCGAGGGAGGCUCAGCUCAGCCGCAGCACAUUGCCAUGACAGCGCCCGUGCUCACGCACACCGCAGGAGCAGCAGGGGGGGGCAGUGAAGAGAAAAAGAGCGGUUCAGGAGAGAGGAUUGCCAUGACGGCGCCCGUGCUCACACAUACUGCAGGAGCGGCAGCAGCGGGGGGAGAUAGCAAUACUGUUACUGCUGCUGCUGGAGAGAAGAUUGCGAUGACUGCUCCCGUAGUGACAGCCUCCACGGCCGCCUCUACUCCAGGCAAGACCACGAUGCAGUUCCUGCUACCAGCGGCCCUCACCCCGGCCAGCACGCCCGUCCCCACCAACCCAGCUGUGCAAGUGCUUCAGCUGCCGCCUCGCCUCCUGGCUGCCGUUACUUUCUCUGGCCUCACAACACACUCCGUGCUCGAGCACAAGUCCCAGGAGCUGAGGAGCGCGCUUGAAGCGGCUGGGUAUAGAAUUGGUGGGGAUUAUGUGGUUGGGAGGUACAACCCGCCAUUCACCCUUCCGUUUAUGAGGACGAAUGAGAUUCUGUAUCCAGUGGAAGAGUAAUUCUGUGGACUCCGCUGUCUGUAGGCAUUGUGUGAAUUGUGGCUAGGAUAAGCGUCUUAGAAACUUAGGAGGCUAGGUCCCUAAAGUUAGGACACUAGCUUAGCUAGGAUACUAGGAAGGCCGCCAUAGAAUGGCGUGAGGAAUAUGGAUCUAGGAGGGGAGAGAAAGUCGAGAAGAAAGAGGGUUGGAUUAGGAAGGAAGAGAGGUACAAGGAGGGGAUUGUACCCUCUAGAGAAAGGUUCAAAACUUAGGAGGCUAGGUCCCUAAAGUUAGGACACUAGCUUAGCUAGGAUACUAGGAAGGCCGCCAUAGAAUGGCGUGAGGAAUAUGGAUCUAGGAGGGGAGAGAAAGUCGAGAAGAAAGAGUGUUGGAUUAGGAAGGAAGAGAGGUACAAGGAGGGGAUUGUACCCUCUAGAGAAAGGUUCAGUAACAACCUACC